Pyrus x bretschneideri (Chinese white pear) is the source of this 1414-nucleotide messenger RNA. RefSeq lists its product as uncharacterized. The record is from RefSeq and is a predicted model, not a curated record. The coding region runs from base 144 to 1112 and encodes 322 amino acids. Lineage: Eukaryota; Viridiplantae; Streptophyta; Magnoliopsida; Rosales; Rosaceae. Gene Ontology annotation, molecular function: zinc ion binding. The transcript has 7 exons.
ACCAUUCCCCAAUUACCAGAUAUAUAGUGGGGAGAGAGAGAGAGAGAGAGAGAGAGAGAGAUUGGGGAAAUCAAUUAGGUCUUGGCUCAAUGCAAUACUUACAGUUUCGAAAUUGAAGAGCCCCAUUUCUCUGAAUUAUUUCAAUGGCCGAUCACUCAGACGCUUCGCCUCUCAUGCCUCCGAAGCAGAUCACCGAGCCCAGCGAGAUCGACCUCGAGGCGGGCCCUGGCGAACAAAUCCAGUGCCGAAUUUGCCUUGAAAGUGAUGGUAGGGACUUCAUUGCUCCCUGCAAGUGCAAGGGGACUUCCAAGUAUGUCCACCGGGAGUGUUUGGAUCAUUGGAGAGCUGUAAAGGAAGGGUUUGCAUUUUCUCAUUGCACAACCUGCAAGGCUCCUUAUCAUUUGAGAGUUCAUGUCAUUGCUGAUAGAAAAUGGCGUACCUUGAAAUUCAGAUUCUUUGUGACGAGGGACAUUAUAUUCAUAUUUCUGUCUGUUCAACUUGUGAUUGCUUCGUUGGCCUAUUUGGUUUAUUUAAUAGAUGCUUUACAGCAAUUCUGGCUUCGUCUUGCAUGGGGUUUUGACAGUGAGCUUAGCUUCUACUAUAUAUGUGGAGCUCUAUUGUUUUUCGCUUUGCUUGGGUUGUCUGGCUGCUUCAUUACUUGUUACGACCGUAGGGUGCGCAACGAUUUGGCUCAGCCAUGUCGUGAAUUAUGCCUUUGUUGCUGUCAACCUGGUGUGUGCGCAGACUGUCAUUUACCUGGAACACUUUGUAUGUGGACUGACUGUACUACAUGCUGGGGAAGUUGUGCAAGUAUGGCAGGUGAAUGUGGUUGCUUGGGAGGCGCUGGUGAAGCAGGGCUACCAAUAUUAUUUAUAAUGGCUCUGAUUGUGCUGGGACUUUUCACCGUGAUUGGGAUAUUCUAUAGUGUCCUCGUAGCUACAAUGGUUGGACAACGGAUUUGGCAGCGGCAUUAUCAUAUACUUGCAAAAAGGAUGCUGACAAAAGAAUAUGUUGUUGAGGAUGUUGAUGGUGAGAUAACAGGAUCUGAUUGGUCUCCCCCACCUCUCCCAGCUGAGCAUAUUCAGCAGCUGAAAACGCUCGGCCUACUAUAGAUAUGAAGAGGGCUUGUUUACUAUUUACCAGAAUAACACGACGUUGAGAUAGACUGCCUGCCUCUGCAUUUGGUGGGUCAAGUGUUUUUACUAUAGGCUUCCGAGUCUCGUUCGCUCGCUUUGAUCCGAAAAGAGUUGAUGGUCACUGAAAAUAUCCCAUAACCAUUUCUUCUUGUUUGAGUUAUAUUUGUAAAAUUUUAUCAGUGUAAGAAAUCAAGAGUAGGAUAAUCUCAAAAUCACUAACAUGUAUAUCAUUGAUGUUUUCUAGCCAUAAAAAAGAACGACUCCUUAAUUUUCUCGCA